Messenger RNA from Tachyglossus aculeatus (Australian echidna), 3149 nucleotides. RefSeq names its product DNA ligase 3 (gene LIG3). The transcript has 20 exons. The coding region runs from base 108 to 2909 and encodes 933 amino acids. Gene Ontology annotation, molecular function: ATP binding; zinc ion binding; DNA ligase (ATP) activity. Gene Ontology annotation, cellular component: DNA ligase III-XRCC1 complex. The record is from RefSeq and is a predicted model, not a curated record. Lineage: Eukaryota; Metazoa; Chordata; Mammalia; Monotremata; Tachyglossidae. Gene Ontology annotation, biological process: mitochondrial DNA repair; double-strand break repair via alternative nonhomologous end joining; DNA recombination.
CGGAGGCGCGUGCGGUGGGGCCCGUCGACGCGCGGCCUGCAGAGGUCACGACCCCCCGGUGACCCCCCGGUGACCCCGGGACCCCCCCAGGACCCCGGACAAGCUGCAUGCGACGGGCGUUCCCGGCCCUCCUCCUCCUCGUCGUCCGGCCGACGGCCCGCGGCAGCCCCGGCGCCAUGGCGGAGCAGCGCUACUGCGUGGACUACGCCAAGCGGGGCACGGCCGGCUGCAAGAAGUGCAAGGACAAGAUCGCCAAGGGCGCCUGCCGCAUCGGCAAGGUGGUGCCCAACCCCUUCUCCGAGUCGGGCGGGGACAUGAAGGAGUGGUACCACGUCGGGUGCGUCUUCGAGAAGCUGGAGCGCGCCCGGGCCGCCACCAAGAAGAUCGAGGACCUGACGGAGCUGGAGGGCUGGGAGGAGCUGCGCGGGCCCGAGAGGGAGCACAUCCAGCGGCUGGUCGCAGGUCUCGCCUCCAAGGUCGCGGGCACCCCCAAAAAGAAGGCGGCCACGGUCCAGGCCAAGCUGACGGCCUCCGGCGGGGUGGUGUCCCCGCAGAAGGGAGUCGCCCCCGUGACCAACAGCAACCCCCGCAAGUUCUCCGGCUUUACAGCCAAGCCCGGCCCGGCGCCCGCCGGCCCGGCCGGCUCGGAUGCCCCCGGCCUGUCGGCCCAGCGCUGCGACGCCACCCACAAGGACUGCCUGCUGCGCGAGUUCCGCAAGCUGUGCGCCAUGGUGGCCGACAAGCCCAGCUACAACGCCAAGACGCAGAUCAUCCAGCAGUUCCUGCAGAAGGGGGCGGGCGGAGACGGAUUCCACGGCGACAUGUACCUGACGGUGAAGCUCUUACUGCCGGGCGUCAUCAAGAGCGUUUACAACCUGAACGACAAGCAGAUCGUGAAGCUGUUCAGCCGCAUUUUCCAGUGCAGCCAGGAGGACAUGCUGCGCGACCUGGAGCAGGGAGACGUCUCGGAGACGGUGCGCAUCUUCUUCGAGCAGAGCCGCGCCUUCCCGCCGGCGGCCAAGAGCCUCCUGACGCUGCAGGAGGUGGACGCGGGGCUGCAGCAGCUGUCCAGGCUGACCAAGGAGGAUGACCAGCAGACCCUGCUGAGGGACCUCGCCUCCAGGUGCACGGCCAACGACCUCAAAUGCAUCGUGCGGCUCAUCAAACACGACCUGAAGAUGAACUCGGGGGCGAAGCACGUGCUGGACGCCCUGGACCCCAACGCCUACGAGGCCUUCAAGGCGUCCCGCGACCUCCGCGACGUGGUGGAGCGCGUCCUGCACAACCAACAGGAGGCCGAGAAGGGGCCGGGCCUCCGGCGGACCCUCAGCGUGCAGGCCUCGCUCCUCACCCCCGUGCAGCCCAUGCUGGCCGAGGCUUGCAAGUCCAUCGAGUACGCCAUGAAGAAGUGCCCCAACGGCAUGUACUCGGAGAUCAAAUACGAUGGCGAGCGCGUCCAGGUGCACAAGAGCGGCGACCGCUUCAGCUACUUCAGCCGCAGCCUCAAGCCCGUCCUCCCUCACAAGGUGGCCCACUUCAAGGACUACAUCCCCCAGGCCUUCCCCGGGGGCCAAAGCAUGAUCCUCGAUGCCGAAGUCCUGCUCAUCGACACCAACACGGGCAAGCCCCUGCCCUUCGGCACCCUCGGGGUGCACAAGAAAGCCGCCUUCCAGGACGCCAAAGUGUGCCUGUUUGUGUUUGACUGCAUCUACUUCAAUGACGUCAGCUUGAUGGACAGACCCCUGCGAGAGCGGCGGAGAUUCCUCCAAGACAACAUGGUGGAGAUCCCCAACCGCAUCCUCUUCUCGGAAAUGAAGCACGUCACGAGAGCGUCGGACCUGGCCGACAUGAUCAACAGAGUCAUCCGGGAGGGGCUGGAGGGGCUCGUGCUCAAGGACGUCAAGAGCACGUACGAGCCCGGAAAGCGGCACUGGCUGAAAGUGAAGAAGGACUAUCUGAACCAGGGCGCCAUGGCCGACACGGCCGACCUGGUGGUCCUCGGCGCCUUCUACGGCCAGGGCAAUAAAGGCGGCAUGAUGUCCAUCUUCCUCAUGGGCUGCUACGACCCCCAGGCCCAGCGAUGGUGCACGGUCACCAAGUGCGCCGGGGGCCACGACGACGCCACCCUCGCCCGCCUCCAGACGGAGCUGGACGUGGUCAAGAUCAGCAAGGACCCCGCUAAGAUCCCCGCCUGGCUGAAGAUCAACAAGAUCUACUACCCCGACUUCAUCGUUCCCGAUCCCAAGAAAGCACCCGUGUGGGAGAUCACCGGCGCCGAGUUCUCCAGGUCGGAAGCCCACACGGCCGACGGCAUCUCCAUCCGCUUCCCGCGCUGCACCCGCAUCCGCGACGACAAGGAUUGGGAGUCGGCCACCAACCUCCAGCAACUCAAGGAGCUGUACCAGCUCUCCAAGGAGAAGGCCGACUUCACCGUAACGGCCCCGGAGGACGGCGGCUCGGGCAGCGGCGGGGAGGGGGAUUCGGGACCCUCCCCGCCCCCCCGGGCCGCCGAGACGGCGGCUGGCGAGCCCCCCGUCCGGACCCAGAAAACUGCCAGGAGACCGGGCCCCGCCCGGAGCAGAGAGGGCGCCGCCGUGAAAUCCUCCGCCAAGGCGGCGCCGGAACCGCGAGGGGAGAAGCGAAAAGCCCCCGAGGACGAGGAAGGUGGGGUCGAGACGUUACUGGACAUCUUCACGGGGGUCCGGCUCUACUUGCCCCUGUCCACCCCGGACUUCGGACGGCUCCGGCGCUACUUCGUGGCCUACGACGGGGACCUGGUCCGGGAGGCGGACGCGGCGUCGGCCACGCACGCGGUGGGCGCCGGGGACGGGAGCCCCGGGGCCCGGCGCGUCUCUCCCGAGUGGAUCUGGGCCUGCGUCCGCCAGCGCAGGCUGGUGGCCCCCCGCUGAGGCCGGGGUCCCGUCCGGCUCUGACCGCCCCCGGGGGGGCCGGUGGUCUGCACCUCACCCCGGGGGAGGGGGCAGCGGGGUUGGGGAGGGACCCGUUCCCACCUGGAUGGGUUGGGAGUUUUUUUGAGACGGACGAGAGCCCGCUCCUGCCAUGAAUUGAAGCUGUUUUCUACAAGGACGGGGCUCUGUGGCCCACCCGGGGGCUCGUCCCAGGACAAAAUAAACUCCCCCUGAAGAAGC